AUGACAAGCUACGCUUCUUACAUCGCAAUGAUAUUAAUUCAGAUAGCGUAUGGUGGAUCAAACAUCCUCAUCAAAGUUGCCAUCGACAAGGGCCUCGAUCAACUCCUCGUCGUCGUGUACCGCCAUGUUAUAGCCAUGUUCGUGCUAUUCCCCUUCGCAUUUGUGCUCCGAAGGAGACAGCGGCCUGCACUCAUUCUCGGUGAAGGUCAAGAUCUUUGUGAUGCCUUCACUGGGAGCUACAGUUCACCUAAACGUUUAUUCUGCAGGCCUUCACUACGUCUCCCCAACAGCAGCCAGUGCCUUGAGCAACGUUGCUCCUGGUUUAACUUUCAUCACGGCAGUUAUUCUGCGAUGGAGUCGGUGGAGAUUAGACAAGCGAGAGGGCAGGCCAAGGUGGUGGGCGCACUGAUUUGCGUGGGUGGGGCCCUUAUUUUUACGUUUUGGAAAGGAGGGGUUCUGUUGAGGGCAUUUGUGGAGAGGCCUCUGAUUCUCGUUCACGCGACAAGGCAUCACAGGGUGAAUGAGAUCAAAGGAUCGUUUCUUAUUCUCCUCAGUCAUGUUGCUUGGAGUGCAUGGCUCGUUCUGCUGUGCUCGGUUGUCUCUCAACGUUCUGAUACAUGCUUCUUCGUAUCAUUACAGUCCCCUGUGCUUGCCCUGUUUUUUGCCAGAGACUUGAGCUUCUGGAGGCUGGAACUAAUUGAUGGUAUUGCAGGGGGUAGUGCCGCUAUCGGGCGGGAUGUUCUGCUUACAAAUAUGGUGUAUCAGCGUGAAAGGCCCUGUUUUUGUGGCCAUGUUUAUUCCGCAGUUGCUAGUUUUUGUGGGAAUCUUCUCUUCCGUUGCUUUUGCAGGGAGAUUUCAUCUGAGCAGGUUGACUUGUUUCAUUAUUGCAAGUGUAUCUUGCUGGGUGCAUUUCUGAUCACUGGAGGGCUUUACUGUGUUCUCUGGGGCAAGAGUUUAGAUGCGGCCCGUGUCACGAAAAAGGGAAAGAACGAGCACAAGAAUGGGAACGAGGUGAUCCAUGUUUGUGUCCAGCAGCAGGAGUCCUGA
This is a messenger RNA of Prosopis cineraria, 1047 nucleotides long. Its product is annotated as auxin-induced protein 5NG4-like. The record is from RefSeq and is a predicted model, not a curated record. The transcript has 6 exons. Gene Ontology annotation, cellular component: plasma membrane. Gene Ontology annotation, molecular function: transmembrane transporter activity. The coding region runs from base 1 to 1047 and encodes 348 amino acids. NCBI's taxonomy places the organism in Eukaryota, Viridiplantae, Streptophyta, Magnoliopsida, Fabales, Fabaceae.